This is a messenger RNA of Aspergillus caelatus, 1029 nucleotides long. Its product is annotated as class I SAM-dependent methyltransferase. The record is from RefSeq and is a predicted model, not a curated record. The transcript has 11 exons. Gene Ontology annotation, molecular function: methyltransferase activity. Lineage: Eukaryota; Fungi; Ascomycota; Eurotiomycetes; Eurotiales; Aspergillaceae. Bases 1 to 1029 code for a protein of 342 amino acids.
AUGGCUACCCACAACGACCCAGAGUCCACAGAAGUUACUUCUACUUCCCCGCAAUUGCCGCUUCAUGAAUAUGUUGAGGCAGACGAUGUGUCGUCUGAUGCGGAAGGCUUCUCUUAUGAAGCUGAAUGCUCGAGCUACACAACAAGCCUAAGUUCGAGUGUCUUCGCGUACAAAUUUGAGCACGGCCGCCGUUACCACGCGUACAGAGAUGAGAAUUACUAUCUCCCGAAUGAUGAUGAAGAGAAAGGCCGACUCGAUCUUUUCCAUCAUAUUCUAACUCUCAGUUGCAACAACAAACUCCACCUUGCACCGAUUAGUCCCGAUGUCGAACAGAUUCUGGAUUUAGGAACCGGCACAGGGAUUUGGGCUAUAGACAUGGGGGAUUUGUAUCCUUCAACAGAGGUUUUGGGAAACGAUCUUAGCCCUAUACAGCCUACUAUGGUGCCCCCUAAUGUAAGGUUUGAAGUGGAUGAUGUAGAGAAUGACUGGGAUUACCGCUCGGAGUUCGAUUAUAUACAUGCUCGCUACUUUGCUGGAGCGAUCAAAGACUGGCCAAAUCUACUACGCCAAACAUUCAAGUUCACUAAACCAGGAGGCUGGGUGGAGUUUCAAGAUUUCGAAAUGCAAUUCUACACGACUAACGGGGAGUUCAAGACCGGCUGUCCGUUAGAUAAGUGGUGUACUGAAAGCAUUGAAGGCCUGAGGUCUGUUGGACUCGAACCUUCUCCCGGGCCCAAAUUACAACAGUGGUUCAAGGAUGCCGGAUUUACCAAUGUACAACAGAAGGUCGUGCCCGUGCCGGUGGGUGUUUGGCCAAAAGACAAAAGACUGAAAACCGUAGGAGCGCUUAAUUACCAUCAAUUCAAUGACGGACUGGAUGGCAUGUCGUUACGAAUAUUCACAGCUAUGAAGGGCUGGCAACCAGAAGAGCUACGGGAAUUUCUGGCUGAUGUGAGGAAGGAUCUCAGAAACCCUCGACUACAGGCACAGCAUAAUUUUUAUGUGGUAUAUGGGCAGAAGCCAGAAUGA